Molecule: messenger RNA, 634 nt
Organism: Phalaenopsis equestris
Lineage: Eukaryota; Viridiplantae; Streptophyta; Magnoliopsida; Asparagales; Orchidaceae
Product: putative clathrin assembly protein At2g01600
Exons: 7
Biological process (GO): vesicle budding from membrane; clathrin coat assembly; clathrin-dependent endocytosis
Cellular component (GO): clathrin-coated pit; clathrin-coated vesicle
Molecular function (GO): SNARE binding; 1-phosphatidylinositol binding; phosphatidylinositol-4,5-bisphosphate binding
Source: RefSeq, a predicted model, not a curated record
CACAUAGGAAUUGAGUGGUAUGCAUGUAAGUGUCCUUAUUUUUUUGCCCCGAAUAACUGCUUUUGCAGCUUGGGAUUGCUCUGCAUGGGUUCGAACUUAUGCAUUAUUUCUGGAGGAAAGAUUGGUAUGCUUCCGGUUAUUAAAGUAUGACAUUGAAACCGAAUGCCUUUCUAAACCGACUGACGUAUCAGAAAAGGGCCAAAGUAGAAUGAGAGAGUUGAAUUCUGAAGAGUUGUUAGAACAAUUGACCGCACUUCAGCAAUUAUUGCAUCGUCUUAUUGGAUGUCGUCCAGAUGGAGCUGCAGUUAGCAAUUAUGUAAUUCAAUAUGCCCUAGCUUUGGUUUUGAAAGAGAGUUUUAAAAUAUAUUGUGCUAUUAAUGAUGGUAUCAUCAACCUUGUUGAUAAGUUCUUUGAAAUGCCAAGACACGAGGCUGUUAAAGCCCUUGAGGUCUACCGAAGGGCUGGUCAACAGGCUGCAAGUCUCUCUGAAUUUUAUGAGGUGUGCAGAGGAUUACAACUUGCUAGAAAUUUCCAAUUUCCGAAUUUAAGAGAGCCUCCACGGUCAUUUCUUGCUACCAUGGAAGAGUACGUGAGAGAAGCUCCACGAUUUGUUUCUAUUCCCAGUGAGCCUCUG